Orcinus orca (killer whale) is the source of this 642-nucleotide messenger RNA. RefSeq names its product basic salivary proline-rich protein 1-like. The record is from RefSeq and is a predicted model, not a curated record. The transcript is spliced from 3 exons. The coding region runs from base 1 to 642 and encodes 213 amino acids. Lineage: Eukaryota; Metazoa; Chordata; Mammalia; Artiodactyla; Delphinidae.
AUGACCUGGAAUAGGCAUGAGAACAAUAAUGUUAGGAUCCAGCAUAGAGAUCUUGUCAAACAAGCAACAUUCUCCUUGACCCAGUGCAGUGGAGGCGUCACGGGGUUUACGGAGGCACCCGGGCGGCCUGAAGCCACCCAUGCCUUUCCUCCGCAGUCCCGGGAAUCUGGGCCCCGGAACCCGGGCCGGCCACCUGCGCAGGGUAGGGGCUGCCUUCCCGCCCUCCCCCGCAGCGCGGGGCCCGAGGGGAGGCAGGGGAGAGGAGAGAAGGAAAGGGGAGGAGGAGGAAGCCCGUACGGGCAGUACCCACCUCGCCUGGAGAGCCGGCCUGGAUCGCCCGCGGCGCCCGGAGCAGUGCUGAGGGGAGGGUCCUGGAGGAGGGGCGGCCCGAGCCCCAAUAUGGAAAUGCCAACUCCUCUCGGCGGCCAGGCCCCAGCCUGGAAGGAAACGGAAGUCCCUUCGUCUCCCUCACUCGCACCCACCAGCCCGCCCACUCCCCGGAGGAACCCCGAGUUGGGGAAUCCGAAGUGCGUCCACGCCAAGGCCUCGAAGAGACAAGGCACGCUGGGCGGCCCGUCUGUCUCCGGCCCCCGCCGCGCCGCUGGGCCCCUCACGGCCUCCUGGCCUCCGCCCGGCCGCUAG